GUAGUUAGCCGUUAGCCUGUAGCUUAGCUUCAGUCAUGCUACAUUGUUAACGCAAUAGAGGAGAGAGUUUCUCUGCUAAGCCAAGAUAAAGUUCGUAUUUACGUCGUUAAGUUCGACCGGUUGCAUGUUUCUAACCGUGGAAGAAGUUCGCGGUUCGGCACGGACAGUUUGGGCUCGGUUAGCCUGCUCUCUGUCUGUCGCCAGGUUCUGGGCCUAAGCUAGCUUGACCAGCAGCUAUUAAUAAUCUUCCAUGGAUACUCCUGAAAGCCCUACGCAGUCCCCUCAGUCUCCGGAGGAGGAGAAGGGUCUUUCUGACAGUGAGCUGCUGCACUCUCCUGAUGAUGAAGCUGGCAGGGUCAUCUCAGAUAGCGAGUUGCUCCAGGAGGAGGAAAACGGAGGUUUGACUGAGGAGGAAGAAGAGGAUGAAGCAGCAGAAGGGCGAGGAGGAAGGUUAGACUUGGAGGACGAGGUGGUCCCUGACUUUGUUUCAGAUCCAGAGGAUGAGGACCCUGUCGGAGUAGAAAGGAUGGGACAAGAGGAUGAGACCAUUAUGCUUAUGGAGGGAGAUGAAGAUGAACCACAAGGGCGUAGAUUAGAUGGGGACGGGGACAGAGUUCUUGACACUCCGCAUUCUCCUGACUUUGAGCCCGAACAGAGCAAGGACCACAUUGAGUCUGAGGAGGACGGGGAAGGUGGGGACGAAGGAUAUGGGGGCUACAGGAAACCUGCCUCAGUAGAGCAGGAAGCCAGUGAGGUAGAAGAAGAUAAACACGAGGGCGAGGAAGAAGAGGAGGAGGAGGAAAUGAGAAGAGCUGAAGAGAGAAGAGCGGUUCUGGUGAGGGAGCUGAAGGAUGAUUCUGCCUCGGUUUCCCGUGAGCUGGAUGAACAUGAGCUGGAUUAUGACGAGGAGGUGCCAGAAGAACCUAUUCCUGCGCAAGAUGAAGAGGAGGAUGAGGAAGACACAAAAGUGGAGGGAGGAGAGGAAGAUGAGGAGGACAACAAAGAAAAGAACAAUAAGAAAAAGGAAAAGAAGCCGAUUCUCCCUCCUUCUCCAUCAAACGAUGAGUCAAAGAGGAUGGAAAGCUCUAAAGGGCUCGAGAGGCUCCGGAGAGAUUCCUUCCGAGACAGGAAGAAGGAUGAGGAUGACGGAGAGAUCGAUGAAGGAGAGAUCGAUGAUGAUGACCUGGAAGAAGGGGAGGUCAAAGAUCCAUCUGACAGGAAGAUCAGACCACGCCCCAUCUGCAGGUUCUUUAUUAAAGGAAACUGUACAUGGGGAAUGAACUGCAGGUUCAUCCACCCUGGAGUCAACGACAAGGGGAACUACUCUCUGAUCACUAAGCCAGACCCUUUCUCCCCUAAUGGAGCGCCCCCUGGAGGACCACUGCCCCUUAUACCAAACAACCCCUGGGCUGCUCCGGUGGUGGAGGAGCUCCCUCCCCCACCUCCCCCGGUGGAGCCUCCCGUGGAGAGCGCCUGGGAGAGGGGACUGAGACACGCCAAAGAGGUGCUGAAGAAGGCCACCAUACGGAAGGAGCAGGAGCCCGACUUUGAGGAGAAGCGUUUCAACGUGACCAUCGGAGAGGACGAGAGAGAGUUUGACAAAGAGAACGAGUUCUUCAGAGAACGCAGCUACCGGAUCAUCCGAGAGGAAAUGGACUUCAGAGACCCUAUGUAUAGUGAGCCAUAUGCCGAGCCUUACUACGACUAUGAAAUGGAAACGUUAUGGAGGGGGGGCCAGUAUGAGAACUUCAGAGUCCAGUACACAGAAGCUCCUCCUCCGUACCACUUCAACGAGCGUGACCGCGAGCGUGACCUCCGGGAGCGCCACCGAGACAGGGAGCGGGAGAGGGAUUAUCGUGAGAGGGAGCGCCGGCAGCGUGAGAGGGAAAGAGAGCGGGAGCGCGAGAAGGAGAGGAUUCGGCGGAAAGAGGAGUGGGAGAGAGACCGGAUGAAACGCAACGAAAAGGAAAAGCCGAAGAUUCGUCCUCCUCGUGACGCCAGGGAGAAGAAAGAGGAGGACAAACUUAAGCCACGCUCCCCCCUUGGCCUGCCGCCAAACAGGCUCAUGGAACCUCCUUCAAAGAAAGACAUGGUUCCACUCAUGAGGCGUCCAGACGAGUGGAAGGACCCGUGGCGGCGGUCCAAAUCUCCCAGGAGACGUCCCGGCCUAGGAUCCCCGCCUCGAGGCCGCCGCCGACAUCGCCCCUCGGGCUCCUCUAUCUCCCUGUCCAAUUCAUCCAGGUCUUCAUCUCGUUCUUCGUCCUACACGGGCUCUGGCUCAUCCCGUUCCCGCAGCCGCUCCUCUUCGUACAGCUCCUACUCAAGCCACUCUUCACAGCACAGCUCCUUCAGCGGAAGCCACUCCAGAUCGCAAUCAUUUUCCUCAUCCCCUUCACCGAGUCCAGCUCCACCGAGGGUGGCCAAGAACAAACCGGACCCUCCACCAGUAGUAGCUAAGGGCAUGCCACCAAAGCCAGGGGUAGUCCCCCCUCCCCGCAGAGAAAAGCCUCCUCUGAAGAAGGUUCCCAGUCCUCCUCAGCUCGGAGGACCUCCUAACAGGCCCCCCAAACCUCCAACAGAGGGAGGCAAGCCUCCUGCCAACCCCAGGGAGGCGGGUGGUGCAUCUGAUGGAGGAGCCGGGCCUCCUCCUCCACGAGAACCUGGGAGAGCUCCGAACUGGCGGGAGGGCAGGCAGAGAGAGCGGCAGCAGCAUCCACCCCGCAGGAGGACUGUGAGUGGAAGCGCCAGCAGUUAUACCGGUUCCAGCUCCAGGUCCAGAUCCUCCUCCAACUCCCUCUCAGGCUCAGCCUCACCGUCACGCACGGGAUCCAGAAAAUCCAGGAAAUCCAGGUCACUGAGCGUGAGCAGCGUGUCUUCAGUGUCCUCGGCGUCAUCCAGCAGCAGCUCGGUGCGCAGCGCCGACUCGGACAACAUGUAUGCUGACUUGGCGAGCCCGGUUUCUUCUGCCAGUUCUCGUUCGCCGACGCCAAAUCACCCCAGAAGAGAGCGAGGGGUCCCACGGGUCCGGUCCCCACAGGGUCGGGAUAAGAACAAGGAAAGGCCGUCAAAGAAAGAUGAACCUUUCAGGGACGAUCGCAGGAAGGUUGACCCAUCUGGUGGUCCGCCCAGAGGAGGGAACGCCAUGCCCAGAUCAGGACCUGGAAACAGGGGCGGCCACCCAUCUCAUUCUCGACCCGGCACCAUGGGCCCACCUGGAAGCUACGGAGGUUCAGGCUCUCACAAAGACAUCAAGCUGACCCUUCUCAACAAGCAGGGAGACCGAGGAAGCAGGAAGAGGUACCUUCCUUCAGAUAAAGACCGACCCGGCUCUCCUGCCAGCAAGAGGAUGGCCAUGUCUCCGGAUAGAGGUGAGAGACGUCGAGAUAAAAGGAAUCUUGGCCGACCCCUGAUGUCCCCCCAGAUGGAUCGGCCCAGAGGUCAAGGCCCGCGCCCCGCCCCACCACAGGGAGACAGGAAACGUCCUGUGUCUCCUCCACCAAAGUCAUCUGGGAAAGGUCCAGCUGCCCCUUCGAGCAAGCCCCCCGUCCCGGCCUCUGCUCCCACUGCCAGCUCUACCUCCGGGUCGAGUUCCGGCAAAGCCAGCAACACCUUGUCCCGUCGCGAGGAGCUGCUGAAACAGCUGAAGGCCGUGGAGGACGCCAUCGCCCGGAAACGAGCAAAGAUUCCCGCCAAAUAAACGAGAGGGUCACCUGCUCGCCCGCCUGGCGUGAAUGCAGGUGGAGCUUUUGUUUUCGUUCUCCCACCCAGCCCUCCACGGGACCUGCUAAAUGUUGGUGGUUCAUUGUCCUCUCAAACCAGCUCAGGAUGCUGCUCCUGCUCUAAGGUGUUUCCUCCCAGAAACCUUUCAGUGUUGUGGUCCCAGCAGGAAGCAGGUAGGCUCAGAGGGAGGAAUGAAAUGUGGACCCGACUGUACGAGAGCAGAGGAAAUGAUUGGAAGCAUCUUCCUCAUGUGGCCUCCUCUCCUCCGUCUGUCUCUGUUCCUCUUCAUCGUCCUGUUCUCUCAUUUUUCCCCAGUUUCCUGCGGAGUCCUGAGAGUCUGCUAACGAGUCGCGCUCGCAGCGACUCUGCAGGUUUUACAUUCACAUGUUGUACAGAAGCAGCAGCAGCUUGUCAGAUAAUAUUCUGUGUAUGAAUAAAGAUCAUAAGGUUGUGACGUAUUGUUUUUUUAUAAUCUACUUUUAGUUUUCUUCUUGGCUCUGGAGUGAUAAGUGUUUUAUUUUGUGUCACACCUUUAGUUGCUUUCCAGCAGGUGGAAUGAGGACACCUAGAGACAAACGUCUUGCUUUUGUGACAAAAGACUUCUAAAUAAACUAUUUUAAUAAACA
Messenger RNA from Girardinichthys multiradiatus, 4346 nucleotides. RefSeq names its product zinc finger CCCH-type containing 18 (gene zc3h18). The transcript has 20 exons. Gene Ontology annotation, molecular function: metal ion binding. NCBI's taxonomy places the organism in Eukaryota, Metazoa, Chordata, Actinopteri, Cyprinodontiformes, Goodeidae. The record is from RefSeq and is a predicted model, not a curated record. The coding region runs from base 251 to 3697 and encodes 1148 amino acids.